Messenger RNA from Carica papaya (papaya), 869 nucleotides. The record is from RefSeq and is a predicted model, not a curated record. NCBI's taxonomy places the organism in Eukaryota, Viridiplantae, Streptophyta, Magnoliopsida, Brassicales, Caricaceae.
AUGAGAUGCAUUGACCUUCUUGAUCAGACUGCCUACAGUCUUGUGAAUGUAAUAUAUCUACCGCUUAACAAUUGCAGGAUGUUUGACUCUGUAACCCAUGAUUUCAACAACACUGAAGGUUCAGGUUGUUCGGACUUCAAAAGCAAGCCCGAUGGAUGGGAAACAACAUCAAAGGCACAAGAUGAAAAUGUAUGGGAGAUGUCACAGAGGGAAGAAGAUAUUCUACUCCAAGAAUUUGAUCGUCGAAUUGCAUACUGCAAAUUUCAGAUAGCUAGUUUUAUUAAACAACACAUAUUUAGCCGAAGAAGACCAAUUGAUGGCUGGAAAUAUAUGAUAGAGGAGAUAGGACCAAAUGCCAAGAAAGGGAAAGGUAGUGUUUCAAGGUUACCAAGUUUAUCGGAUGCGUCAACACAACCAUUCAAAGAGGAGAAAACACCAAUCAGUGGCAAUCUCACUCCCUUAAGAGGCAGGUAGCUUUGUCUCUGAAUUCUUGUCAUUAUCCAGUUGAGCACUUAUUCUGGGGCGCUACCAUUUCUAGCAGUUUUAGCAGUUUUUUGAUGCGGUAUUAUCUUAGGGUAGUAUGGUACCAAAAACCUACUUCUCAAGGUAUUAGCGAAGUUUCUCCCAUGAAUUUUCUCUGAAGUUGGUGGCUUUUCGGAUCCUGCUAUUUGUAUAUAAUGUUCCAUUUGAUCUUCGGAAUAUUAUCCAAUCUUUAUGGUUUAGUAACCCAAAAAAGAAAGAAAGAAAGAGAAAAAAAAAAACUAUGGAUUGUGAACCUGAUGUCCAUGAGGAACAAGUCCUCUGCAAUUUUUAUAUUCUGAAUGAGUUAAAAAGGGAUUCAGUAAAUAAUUGCCUUGUGUUUAAUUCAA